AGAGAGAGAGAGACUUACCAAAGCCCACAGCUCGGAUGCUGACAGACUAAAGUUUAGUGGGCUUUCAUCAAUGAGGAUCCGUUUUCCAGCACAGGAAUGAUGCCGAGUCAAAAACACUGUGGAAUUCUAUACCUUGGAAUUUUUGUAUGGACGUCGUGUUGUAUUAAAUACUCACUACAGGGUGAAUAUCAGAGGAAGCUGUAUAAGGAAUUGAUGGAAAAUUACAACCGAUUGGAAAGGCCUGUGUUGAAUGAUUCGGCACCCAUUGUAGUGGAGCUGGGCUUUACACUGCUUCAGAUCAUAGAUGUGGAUGAAAAAAAUCAGGUAUUAAUAACCAACGCCUGGCUACAGCUGUACUGGACAGACGUCUAUUUGAGCUGGAACCCUGAUAACUAUCCUGGUGUACAGACCCUGCGUUUCCCUUCGAAUCAGAUCUGGACACCUGAUAUUCUUCUCUAUAACAGUGCUGACGAGAGGUUUGAUGCCACCUUCCAUACAAACGUCCUUGUUAAUGCAUCAGGUGCAUGCCAGUACUUACCACCAGGUAUCCUUAAGAGCACAUGUUACAUAGAUGUGCGCUGGUUCCCAUUCGAUAUACAGAAAUGUGACCUGAAAUUUGGUUCUUGGACUCAUAAUGGCUGGCUGCUGGAUCUACAGAUGCAAGCGGUGGACAUCUCGACAUACAUUCCCAAUGGAGAGUGGGAUUUAGUGGCUGUCCCUGGGAAGCGUAAUGAGCUGUAUUAUGAAUGCUGUAAGGAGCCGUACCCUGAUGUGACUUUCACUGUAACAAUGCGUAGAAGAACACUGUACUACGGUCUCAACCUGCUCAUUCCCUGCGUGCUGAUUUCUGGUCUUGCUCUGCUAGUGUUCCUGCUGCCUGCAGAUUCUGGAGAGAAGAUAUCACUGGGGAUCACGGUCCUCUUGUCAUUAACCGUCUUUAUGCUGCUAGUGGCUGAGAUCAUGCCAGCCACCUCUGACUCGGUUCCUCUCAUUGCUCAGUACUUUGCCAGCACCAUGAUGAUUGUGGGCUUGUCGGUUGUUGUGACCGUCCUCGUUCUGCAGUUUCAUCAUCAUGAUCCACAAGGAGGCAAGAUGCCAAGAUGGGUGCGGGUGAUACUGCUGAACUGGUGCGCUUGGUUCUUACGCAUGAAGAAGCCGGGUGAGGACAGGAAAGCCAGCUACAAAUAUGACCCUUCUCCAGUUCACCAUGCCAGUGCCGGCAGCAUUCAAAUGGGAGUGAUGCCAGGUCAGCCACCGUCUACCAACUCCACCAAUGGCCACAUGAAUCUGUACUUCGGGUACCACUCGAUCGACAGCACUUGCUGCCCACCCAGCAGCGACUCAGGUGUGUCCUGCAGCGGAGGGCGGAUGAGUGGAUCGCCCAAUGAUGAACCGAGGGAGGCUGUUAGGUUGUUCACAGGCGAGCAGGAGAUCCAUCGCAUCCUGUCUGAAGUGAUGUACAUCGCCCAACGCUUCCGUGACCAGGACGAGGCGGAGGCGAUCUGCAGCGAGUGGAAAUUCGCAGCAGCCGUAGUUGACCGACUCUGUCUGGUGGCAUUUUCACUUUUCUCCAUUAUCUGCACCUUCACCAUUCUCAUGUCUGCACCUAACUUCAUUGAAGCAGUCGCAAAAGACUUCACAUAAAUUAUUGACAGCAUUGAGUUUUAUUUGUCGUUUUUGUAGACAUGUUAAAGAUGUUAAAACAGCACCAUGUGAGUAUGAAAAGUAUCUACCGCCAAAGUUGAUUUCUUCCUCUUCUCAUCGUUCCGAGAGCAACGUGAAGAAUUGUGAUAAUUGAGAAAAACCUCAACGAAGUUGUGUAUUUUUGAAAUGUGACUUUUCGAACAAACAAACAGACCCUUGGGAGUGGCUGUUUGAGUGAUAUUUUAUGUCUUUAUAUACUGUAUUCGACUGAGCACUGGGGUCGGUGUGUGUAAAAAGUGUGUGCAAGCAUUGUUAGCAUAGUCACAAGUUAGAAAUGUGUCUGCGAGGCUUAUACAAACUACUGUUUUAAUCUCAUAUAAGCAAAUCACACUGUUUUUAUCAUACUUAAGCAUUAAAGGGACAUUCCACUUUUUUU
Messenger RNA from Misgurnus anguillicaudatus (oriental weatherfish), 2080 nucleotides. The record is from RefSeq and is a predicted model, not a curated record. Lineage: Eukaryota; Metazoa; Chordata; Actinopteri; Cypriniformes; Cobitidae.